AUGUCGUCCUUCAGCCCAACCCAGAUCUUCGAGGAAGGCACCACCGAAGAGAAGGGCGAGAAUGCUCGGUUGACAGCCUUCGUCGGCGCCAUCGCCGUUGGUGAUCUGGUCAAGAGCACUUUGGGACCGAAAGGCAUGGACAAGAUCCUGCAGUCUGCGUCCACGGGUGAAAUCAUGGUCACAAAUGACGGUGCUACUAUCCUCAAGUCCAUCGCUCUCGACAACGCCGCCGCGAAAGUACUAGUCAAUAUCUCCAAGGUGCAGGACGACGAGGUCGGGGAUGGAACCACCUCGGUGGCAGUCCUGGCAGCGGAGCUUCUCCGCGAGGCCGAGAAACUGGUUGACAAGAAGAUCCACCCCCAGACCAUCAUCGAAGGCUACCGGAUAGCAAGCAGUGCCGCGCUGCGCGCCCUCGAGCAGUCAGCCGUAGACCACAGCAAGAGCCCCGAUGCGUUUAAGAAGGACCUCAUAGCGAUCGCAAGGACAACCCUUAGCUCCAAAGUUCUUGCCCAGGAUCGUGACCAUUUUGCAAAGCUUGCUUGUGAGGCCGUCUUACGGCUGAAGGGCUCUUCUGAUCUCAGCCACAUACAGAUCAUCAAGAAGGCGGGCGGCAAGUUGAGCGACUCAUACCUAGAUGAAGGUUUCAUCCUGGACAAGAAGAUUGGCGUCAACCAGCCGAAGCGUCUAGAAAAGGCCAAGAUUCUCGUGGCGAACACAUCUAUGGACACAGAUAAGGUCAAGAUAUUUGGCGCCCGAGUCAAGGUCAGCUCCACAAGCAAGCUGGCAGACCUAGAGAAGGCAGAAAAGGAGAAGAUGAAGGCGAAAGUCGAGAAGAUCAAGGCGCACGGUAUCAACUGCUUUAUAAAUCGGCAGCUCAUCUACAAUUGGCCGGAGCAGCUCUUCACCGACGCUGGCAUCAUGUCGAUCGAGCAUGCCGACUUUGACGGCAUAGAGCGUCUGGCUCUGGUUACGGGAGGAGAAAUAGCGUCGACUUUUGACCACCCGGAGCAGGUGAAGCUGGGACAAUGUGACCUCAUCGAGGAGGUUAUUAUCGGCGAAGACACUCUCAUCAAGUUUUCUGGCGUGGCCGCCGGCCAAGCUUGCACAAUUGUGCUCCGUGGAGCCACAGAGCAGUUGCUGGAUGAGUCGGAGCGCAGUCUGCAUGAUGCUCUUGCUGUCUUGUCACAGACUGUCAAGGAGCCUCGCACGACACUUGGUGGAGGAUGUGCGGAAAUGCUUAUGGCGAAGGCGGUUGAGGGAGCUGCCACACGUGUGGAGGGCAAGAAGCAGACUGCCGUUGCAUCCUUUGCUGUGGCGCUUCGACAACUUCCUACGAUUCUCGCGGACAAUGCAGGUCUAGACUCGGGCGAACUUGUCGCUCGGCUGCGCAAGGCCAUCUACGACGGCAUGACAACCUACGGGCUGGACCUGAUGACGCCGGGUGGAGGUGUUGCGGACAUGCGGGAUCUGGGCGUGAUUGAGAGCUACAAGUUGAAGAAGGCGGUGGUGUCAUCGGCAAGUGAAGCCGCUGAGCUUCUUUUGAGAGUAGACGAUAUCAUUAGAGCCGCGCCCAGACGGCGCGAGAGGCACUGA
Messenger RNA from Phaeoacremonium minimum UCRPA7, 1593 nucleotides. RefSeq names its product putative t-complex protein 1 subunit beta protein. Bases 1 to 1593 code for a protein of 530 amino acids. Gene Ontology annotation, molecular function: ATP hydrolysis activity; ATP binding; ATP-dependent protein folding chaperone. Gene Ontology annotation, cellular component: chaperonin-containing T-complex; cytosol. Gene Ontology annotation, biological process: protein folding. Lineage: Eukaryota; Fungi; Ascomycota; Sordariomycetes; Togniniales; Togniniaceae. The record is from RefSeq and is a predicted model, not a curated record. The transcript has 4 exons.